This is a messenger RNA of Capsicum annuum, 3421 nucleotides long. RefSeq names its product ankyrin repeat-containing protein At5g02620. The transcript is spliced from 4 exons. The record is from RefSeq and is a predicted model, not a curated record. Gene Ontology annotation, cellular component: plasma membrane. NCBI's taxonomy places the organism in Eukaryota, Viridiplantae, Streptophyta, Magnoliopsida, Solanales, Solanaceae. Bases 1243 to 2976 code for a protein of 577 amino acids. Gene Ontology annotation, molecular function: protein phosphatase 1 binding; protein phosphatase regulator activity.
CAUCUAAUAUGUUACUUUUCUUAUUAUUAACUGCUAUAUUUUUUUCACUAUUUUCUUGUUUUUAUAUGUGAAUUUAUUGCACUUAAACGGUGAGUAUCUUGAAAAUAACCUCUUUAUCUUUAUGAGGUAGUGGAAAAAUUUAUGUGUAUUAUAUUCUUCAACAACAACUUCAUUUAAUAAAAAUUUACUGAGUAUAUUAUUAUUAUUGAUCACCAUGUUGACUGAACACGCAAGCUUCUUUAAGUAUUAUAACCAAACUUCUAUAUUUUAAUAUCUUAUGAAAAAGUAAAGUUGAAAAAAAGUAAAAAGGAGGGGUCUUGUUCUGUUGAUUUAUUUCAUCUGAGGAUUUUAAUAUUAGUAAAGAUUUCAAAUUUAUAUUAGCCUGACAGAAACAAAAAGUGGGCUAAAACCAUUGAAUUCAGUGACUCUUUUGUUGCUUUUACUGCUUUUUUGUUGUUACGUGUAGAGUGGUAGUGUUUACUGUUCUUGAUAUUUUGGAGUUCAUCAAGAGGGAAGUUGAGUGGUAGAAUAGAUACUCGUGGUUGGAUCUUUUUUAUCCUAUAAAUAGUGGAGUUUUAGUGCAUCGAGUUGUCAUUUUUUCAACAUUUCAACUGAUUUUCAGCUUUUAAGGUUCCAUCAAAAGUGAAGUUGAGUGGCAGGAUAGACCGUUGUGGUUCGACUCUUUUCUAAAUCCUGCACGUAACGAGAGUUUUAGUAUACCGAGCUUUACAAGAUGUCAACUGAUUUUUAGCUUUUGGGGUUUCAUCAAAAGUGAAGUUGAGCACAUAACGGGAGUUUUAGUGCAACGACCUGUGCUUUUCAAGAUUUCAUCUAAUUUUCAGUUUAUGGUGUUUCAUCAGAAGUGAAGUUGAGCUCUAUAUUUGUUGAAAGAUUGGUUCUUUUUUUGUCUGAUUUGAGUUCUUGAUAUGCUUUAUAGUUAUGUAAAUCCACUGAAAGAUUGUUUCUUUUUUGGAGUUGUUUUGAUUUGCUGGAGAUAUCCAAGACUUAUAGUAUAGUAUAUAAAGGGUUCUUGAAAUUUGCUUCUAGAUUUUUGUGUUGGCAGGGAUUCUUAGGAGAUUCAACCAAGGAACUACUUACUCGAUCCGAAGGGCCUCCGGAAAUAGCCUCUCUACCUCCACGAGGUAGUGAUAAGGUCUACGUAUACUCUACUGAUUUCACUGGUUCUUGAAAGUGGAUAAAGUUUGGUAUUUUUAUACAAGAGAUUAGGGGCUUGAGUUCUUUAUGAUCAUGGAGAAACAGGUUAGUUUCCAGGGUGCUAAAAUGGAGAAACAGCAAAGUUUUCGAAAUGGGGCGAUGGAGAAGCAGAAGAGCUUUAAAGGGAUAAUGGAAAAACAGAAAAGUUUUCGGAUAGCGAUGGAGAGGCAAAUGAGCUUUGGUGGUGGUGAGAGGAAAAGGGGUAAGGAUUCACCGGGGAAACGCGGGGAUUCCCCGUUGCAUCUUGCAGCCAGAGGAGGGAAUUUAGGUAAGGUGAAAGAAAUUGUUCAGAAGUUUGAUGAAAAAGGCGUAAAAGAUUUGCUAUGUCAGCAAAACCAAGAGGGUGAGACUGCUUUGUAUGUUGCUGCUGAGAAUGGAAACAGUUUGGUUGUUGCAGAGUUCUUGAAACAUUUAGACCUUAAAAUUGCUUCUAUUGUGGCAAAUAAUGGUUAUGAUGCACUCCAUGUUGCAGCAAGGCAGGGUCAUCUUGAUGUACUGCAGGAACUGCUGCGUUCGUUUCCAAACCUAAUCAUGACCACAGAUCCGUCCAAUUCUACAGCUUUACACACUGCAGCUGCACAGGGACAUACUCAUGUAGUAGAUAUGCUUCUGGAUAUUGAUUCUAACCUUGCUAAGAUAGCUCGGAACAACGGAAAGACUGUGCUUCAUACAGCAGCAAGAAUGGGACACUUGGAGAUAGUUAGGUCCCUUCUUAGCAAGGAUCCUGAGAUUGGCUUUCGAACAGAUAAAAAAGGCCAAACUGCCUUACACAUGGCUGCAAAGGGACAAAAUGUUGACAUCGUGCUCGAAUUGAUCAAACCAAAUCCUGCUGUAUUGGCCUUGGAAGAUAACAAAGGAAACACAGCACUUCAUAUUGCAAUAAAAAAGGGACGGGUACAGAUGGUACAAUGUCUUAUAUCAAUUGAGAGCACUGAUCUUAACGCCAUUAAUAAGUCUGGAGAAACAGCUCUUGAUAUUGCAGAAAAGUUUGGAACUCCGGAGCUUGUUUCUAUUCUGAAAGAAGCCGGAGCUACCCAUUCCAAAGAUCACGGGAAGCCCCCUGGACCUGCAAAGCAACUCAAGCAAACUGUCAGUGACAUAAAACAUGAUGUGCACUCCCAGCUCCAACAGAGUCGGCAGACUGGCUUCAAAGUACGAAAAAUUGCAAUGAAGGUGAAGAAGCUCCACAUUAGUGGUCUUAACAAUGCCAUCAACAAUGCAACGGUUGUUGCCGUCCUUAUUGCUACUGUUGCUUUUGCUGCCAUCUUCACUGUACCUGGCCAAUAUGUUGAAGAUAAAACCGAUGGAUUUUCGCUUGGUGAAGCACACAUAGGCAGAAAAGCAGAAUUCAUAAUCUUCUUCUUGUUUGACAGUAUGGCCUUGUUUAUUUCAGUUGCUGUUGUUGUAGUCCAGACUUCCGUGGUCGUUAUUGAACAUAAAGCAAAGAAGCGACUCAUGUUUUGGAUAAACAAGCUCAUGUGGGCAGCUUGCCUCUUCAUCUCAAUCGCCUUUAUCUCUCUUAGUUAUGUCGUGGUUGGAUCAAAGGAAAGAUGGCUUGCCUUGUAUGCAACUGUGGUUGGUUGCAUAAUAAUGCUCACUACGAUUGGCUCCAUGUGCUAUUGUGUGGUUCAACAUAGGCUAGAAGAAUCCAGGUUGAGGAGCAUUCGAAGAAGUGAAACUCACUCACAUUCUUUCCCAUUGUCUGUGGCAUCAGAUACCGAGCUUGUCAGUGAGAACUACAAAAGGAUGUAUGCAGUAUAGGUAGAAUAACCAGGCAGCUUCAUGCCUAUGAAUCAAACACGAAGCUCAGUAACCGAAGCUAUAAUCAAUUAUUUACAAUUCUCAACAAUGAAGUCCAACAGCACUGACAUGGCAUCAGAUUCAGGAUGGAGAAAGUAUGAAAGGGAUCUCUAUUGAUCAGUUCCUGCACAAUUCUCUUUGCUGUAAUGCUGAAUUGUUGCAAAAAUGAUGCAGCAACUUUCUUGGAAGUUCACUGUCAGUAUAUUUCCCAUAAAAAUGAGACAGUUCGAGAUGCAGUUUUUCUGGGAGUCUAUAUGGAUAGAAUAAUUAUUAGUACAUAUAUUGCAACUUGGUGACGAGAAUGUGGGGAUGGCUGCUAUUUAUUUUUAUGCCUAUAUACCUAAUCACCUUAGUUCAUCAAACAAAAUGGUGUCAUUGUAUAAUUUAUGAUAGCUUUUUUCCAUCA